GUAUAUUUCUCUUAAAUAGAGAGUUUCGCUUCUAGGAAUGUGGAUAAUACCCAUUAUAGUCUCUAUACAUCAUGGAUGGUGGCGAUUUAUUAUAAUCUGGUUUGUUGUUACUAUACUUACUGGUAUUGUUAUGAGUAAAGCUCUCCAAAAACCAAUAUCAGGUACAACUCCACGACUUGUGUACAAAUGGUUUUAUUUGAUAUAUAUGUUAAGCUAUGGACUAGGAAUAAUUGGCUAUAUUGUGAUGAUGUUAACAUUGUUGGGUGUGAACCUCAUUUUCAAAUCAAAAGCCCAACCCUGGUUUGAUUUAGGUUUGAUGACAUUGUUCUAUGGUCUAUAUUAUGGUGUUUUGGGAAGAGAUGUAGCAGAGAUCAUUACAGAUAAAAUGGCUGCAACUAUUGGGUAUUACACAACAACAGGAGUUCCAGUACGGCAGUUAGAACCCCACAUUUGUGCAGUGUGUGGAAAUAAGAUAUUGAUUCAAGAUAACUCCGAAGCAAUUGUCGAAAAAACAUUUAAACUUGCCUGUGGUCAUACCUUUCAUGAAUUUUGCAUUCGAGGAUGGUGCAUUGUAGGAAAGAAGCAAACAUGUCCAUAUUGCAAAGAGAAGGUAGAUUUGAAGAGGAUGUUUUGCAAUCCAUGGGAAAAACCACAUGUAUUUUAUGGUAGUUUCUUAGAUUUUGUCCGAUAUCUCGUUGCAUGGCAGCCGUUGAUCAUAGUAUGUGUGCAAUUCAUCAAUUACACUCUUGGAUUAGAAUAAAAGAAAGAAAAUAUGAUCUGCAGAAUACAAAUUAAAACAUUUUGUUUGAACUUUUAUUUUUUCUGUCGAUGAACGUUUAAAACUUAACAAAGUGCCAUUCCCAUCCUUUUUAUAUUGGAAGUUGUCCCCAUUUAAACUUUAAUUUCUAAAAACAAUGUAAAUUUUUACAAAAGCAAAAGUCUUACUUAUGAAGAAUGUAUACAGUUAGGCAAGGAUGAUAAUAAAUCGUGCAAUUUUCUGAA
Centruroides sculpturatus (bark scorpion) is the source of this 1002-nucleotide messenger RNA. RefSeq names its product RING finger protein 121-like. Gene Ontology annotation, cellular component: endoplasmic reticulum membrane; Golgi membrane. Gene Ontology annotation, molecular function: ubiquitin protein ligase activity; metal ion binding. The transcript has 5 exons. The record is from RefSeq and is a predicted model, not a curated record. NCBI's taxonomy places the organism in Eukaryota, Metazoa, Arthropoda, Arachnida, Scorpiones, Buthidae. Bases 38 to 760 code for a protein of 240 amino acids.